GAAACCCAGACCACACGCACGCACGCCGCGACGCCUCUGAACAUUUCUUCCCCUCUCCUCCCAGAUAUUUUCCCCAUCCUGCGCUUUUCCUCCUUCCUUCCUUUCUUCUCCGCCGCAAUCUCUGCCAGUACGACAUGCCGGAGGCACCUGCACGGGCCGGCGGCGCCUCCGCCCCCGCCGACGUCGACGUCGUCACCUCCAGCGGCCGCCGCAAGAUCGCCGCCCAUUCCUCCGUUCUUGCGUCGGCGUCGCCGGUGCUGGAGACGAUCCUGGAGCGCCGGGUGCAGAGGCUGAGGGAGAGCGGCAAGGGCGGCAGGGCCAUCGUCCGGAUCCGCGGCGUCACCGACGACGUCGCCGCGGCGUUCGUCCGCCUCCUCUACGCCGGCAGCAGGCGUGCCGAGGGCGAGGUGGAGGAGGACGUGGAGAGGUACGCGGAGCAGCUGCUGGUGCUGGCGCACGCGUACCGGGUGCCGUGGCUCAAGCGGUGGUGCCAGGAGGCCAUCGGGUCGCGGCUCACGCCGGGCACCGUCGUGGACGCGCUGCAGCUGGCCGACCUCUGCGACGCGCCGCAGCUGCACCUCCGCUGCAUGCGCCUGCUCGCCAAGGAGUUCCGCGCCGUCGAGCGCACCGAGGCAUGGCGCUUCCUCCGCGACAACGACCCCUGGCAGGAGCUCGACGUCCUCAGCCGCCUCCACGACGCCGACAUGCGGCGGCGAAAGUGGCGUCGGAAGCGCGCGGAGCAGAAGGUGUACAUGGAGCUGAGCGACGCCAUGGACAUCCUGCGGCACAUCUGCACGGAAGGCUGCACGGAGGUCGGCCCCGUGGGGCAGGCGCCGGCCAACUCGCCGUGCCCGGCGUACGCGACGUGCCGGGGACUGCAGCUGCUCAUCCGCCACUUCUCCCGGUGCAAGAGCCGCGCGAGCUGCCCCCGGUGCCAGCGAAUGUGGCAGCUGCUCCGCCUCCACGCUGCGCUCUGCCGCGUCCCCGACGGCCACUGCAACACUCCUCUCUGCACGCAGUUCAAGCUCAAGGAGCAGCAGAAGGAGGCGGUGUCGGCUUCGGCGGCGGCGAAGGCCGGCGACGGCAGGUGGGGGCUUCUUGUGAAGAAGGUGAAGGCUGUCAGCGUCAUGUCUUCUCUCGGCAAGAGAAGCCCGCCUCCGUGCCAGUGCUGAGCGAAUGGAUCCCCUCUCUAGGGUUGUGCUUCAAGUGCGGCGAGCGGUGGGGGCGUGAUCACACGUGCUCUACCACGGUCCAGCUCCAUGUCGCGGAGUAGCUGCUGCAGCUCUUCGGCAUCGACGUGGUGUUCGGCGACCAGCCAGCCGCCAUUGCCCACAGCCGCUGUCUGCGACACGGGGAUGGCCAUCUCCGGUCAAGCUCUCACCGGCGGUGUCUCACCGCAUGCAUUUCAAUUGCGCGCGUGGUUGCAAGGCCACGAGAUGACAUGCUGCUGGAUUCGGCCAGCUCCACGUCUUUCGUCGAUCAGCAAUUCACUGCCAAGCUUGUGGGUAUCGUCCCUCUGCUUCAAUCUGGGCGCAUCAAAGUUGCAGGCGGAGGAUAGAUCACAUGUUACUCAGUUAGAACCGAUCUCCUAUAAUUUAGAGGAGGAUAGAGCCGAGUAUCUUUUAGAUGAGCAUAUUUGCCUUUCCACAAAAAAAAAAAGAUCAGCAUAUUUGCCACUUUAAA
Triticum urartu is the source of this 1683-nucleotide messenger RNA. Its product is annotated as BTB/POZ and TAZ domain-containing protein 2. The record is from RefSeq and is a predicted model, not a curated record. Gene Ontology annotation, molecular function: protein binding. Gene Ontology annotation, cellular component: nucleus. Lineage: Eukaryota; Viridiplantae; Streptophyta; Magnoliopsida; Poales; Poaceae.